Messenger RNA from Stegostoma tigrinum, 4500 nucleotides. RefSeq names its product rho GTPase-activating protein 6. Gene Ontology annotation, biological process: signal transduction. Lineage: Eukaryota; Metazoa; Chordata; Chondrichthyes; Orectolobiformes; Stegostomatidae. The transcript is spliced from 13 exons. The record is from RefSeq and is a predicted model, not a curated record. The coding region runs from base 317 to 3265 and encodes 982 amino acids.
GUGGAGGGUGCGGAUGUGAGUUGGAGACGCUGCCUGGGUCUCUCCUCCUCCUCCUGCUCAGUCCCACUCGGCGCUCCGCCUGUCUGCUCCAUUCCACCCCAGUCCGGCCAAAAUAAUAAAACCGAACAAAAAGAAAAGCCCCGUUCAUUCACCCGCUUGGGUGGGGAGCUGUUGAUAUCGUUGCCUUUUGGAGUCUGGGCUCGCCGUGCGUGAUGACGGGCUCUCAGCUGAUGGGACCGAGUCGUCCCUCAACCUUCACGGGCGCACACACACAGUAAAGUCAGCUGCCGGGUUCAAAACACCUCUCUUGCCGGAGAUGUCCGCUCAGGGCUUGUACCAAGGUGGAGGUGCUGCCGGAGGAGGAGGAGGAGGAGGUGGUGGUGGUGGAUGGUUAAACACGGUUCUCUUUUGCUCCUCGCCAUCGGCCAAGACCAUGUCCAAGAGAAAACUGCGCCAGACCAGGAGCCUGGACUCGGCGAUCAUCCGGGGCUACGGCACCGACAGCGAGCUGGCGGCGGACGAUUUCGAUACGCCCCGGAGUACCUGCCUGAGGUCCAAGUACGCGAGUGCCAGCAGCCCCCUAUCUCCUCGCAGCUCGGCCGAGAGCUUGGUCAGCACCCGCUCGCUGCGGUACAGGCAGUGCCCCCGCUCCCCGCUGGAGAAGUCUCUCUCCGCCAACUUCAGCUUCGACUACGAUCCCAGAGGAGGUGGAAAGAGAACCGCCACCUGGGACCUCUCGUUCCUACCCAGGAACCAGUCUCAAAUCCUGGCCAGCAACACUUUGUUCUCCCCGCGGAAGUGGCUGCAGAGGAAGUCACAUCAAGCUAACAGUCAGUCCUACAUAGUCUGGAGGUCAGAGGCUGACUUUACUUGGAACAGCAUGUCGGGCCGCAGUGUUCGAUUGAAGCCGGUCCCUAUCCAAAGUCUCUCUGAACUGGAGAGAGUACGGCUUCAGGAAGUGGCUUUUUAUCGGCUACAGCAGGACUAUGACUUGGGCUGCCAGGUUACAAUUCCGAAAGAUGGACAAAAGCGGAAGAAAUCCUUGCGACGGAAAUUAGACUCAUUGGGCAAGGAAAGGAACAAGGACAAAGAAUUCGCACCACAUGCUUUCGCUAUGCCAUUGUCUCAAGUGAUUGUCAAUGAUCGAGCCCAUAAGCAAAAACAGGAUGCUUUGAAAGAAGAGCAGAAAGACAAUUCAGACCUGGUGGCCUCAAUCUUGCCAUUUGGAACCAGAAGACAGAACAAAGAACUCUCAAGCAGCAAUUCAUCUCUCAGCUCCACCUCAGAAACUUUAAAUGAACCAACAUCGCCAAACACACCUGAGGCUGUUCCACGUGUGAGAAGACGGGGUGGAAUGUCUGUGGAUUCUAUCACUGACCUGGAUGAUGAUCAGUCUAGAUUAUUAGAAGCUUUGCAACUCUCGCUCCCAACAGAAGUGCCAAACAAGAAAGAAAAACAAAGAGACAAAAAGCUAAGCCUCAAUCCUAUUUAUCGCCAGGUGCCUCGAUUAGUGGACAGCUGCUGUCAACAUCUAGAAAAGUAUGGUCUUCAAACCGUAGGUAUAUUUAGAGUUGGAAGUUCAAAGAAAAGAGUAAGGCAGUUGCGCGAGGAAUUUGAUCGUGGUGCAGAUGUUGUUCUUGAUGAAGAGCACAGUGUUCAUGACGUUGGAGCUUUGCUGAAGGAAUUUUUGAGGGAUAUACCAGAUCCUCUGCUCACUAGAGAGCUCUACACUCCAUUCAUCAGUACACUUUCACUCGAACAGGACGAACAGCUAUGUGCCUUGCAGCUUCUCAUUUAUCUCCUGCCCCCAUGUAAUUGUGACACGCUCCACAGACUCAUGGAGUUUCUUGCCAUGGUAACAAAUCAUGCUGAAGACACCCUGGAUAAAGAUGGACAGGAGGUGACUGGAAACAAAAUGACUUCACUUAACCUUGCCACAAUCUUUGGCCCCAACCUCCUCCAUAAACAGAAGAGUUCAGACAAGGAAUUCAGUGUUCAAAGUUCAGCUCGGGCUGAGGAGAGUGCUGCCAUCAUCAACGUUGUUCAAAAGAUUAUUGAAAACUAUGAAAUACUCUUCAUGGUACCACCGGAGUUACAGAAUGAGGUACUGAUGAGCUUGCUGGAGACUGAUCCAGAUGUCGUUGACUACUUGCUGCGGAGGAAAGCUUCACAGUCGUUGAGCCCUGACCUGACGAGAGCAGAAGUCUCCUAUUCUUUGGGAGGACGACAUUCAUCUAUUGACUCUAACAAGAUCUCAAGUGGAGAAGUGUCACCCUAUGAUAAUAAUUCUCCAGUCCUCUCAGACAGGCUGUUGACACAGGACCCAGAAGAUCUUAGCACAGGUUCUGAGAAACUCUAUAAAGUUCCUGAACAGUAUGCUUUAGUUGGACACUUAAAAUCCAAAUCUGGGGAUAGCUCUCCGGUUUCAUGGCCUGAUAAAGCUAAAAAUGCACCUUCAGAAGAAAAUAUUAACAUUUGGGAAACUUGGCAUUCCACAUUGAAACAUGGGUCUAGAGAGGAAGGGAUAACAGGUUCAUAUGGAGAUAUUUAUCAAAGUAGUGUGUUACAGCAAAGACAGUGUUCUCUGUCACAGGGAAACCUCACGGCAGACUGGCCUGUCAUUCAGGCCUCUUCCACAUCUUCUCUGGACAAUGCAAAGCAGCCUGUGCGAAGAACUCAUACUGCAGAAGGUGUCCCUGAGUACAGAACCCACACUCCUGUGAGCCGUGUUUGCAGCAGCCCUCAAGUGCCAGGAGGUAAGAAACACGUGCAGUUGAGCCUGGAAUCCUUGUGCCUCAGCCAUGACCAGCGGUCCACAAGAAGUGCAGAAGAAAUUCCUCAGAAAACCUCAGAAACGUCUUUCUUGCACAAGAAACCGUGGCAGUUCCACUUUAGGCACGGUGACAUCAAUAGAAAUGAGACUCGGCCCCCUCCUCCAUACCCCGGCCCAUCAAGACAAAGCGCUCCGACUUCUAGUAAAGCUGGUACGCAUCAGGAGCAAGCUCUGUCAAGACUUCAAAAGACUCAGCAAAGUUCUGUGGAGCAACAGGCAGCAUCAUCCAAACAGUCAGCGCCCAAAUCUGAGCAACAGGACUGUGUUUCCUGUAACGAAGAGAAUCAAAGCUGGUCCAGGCAAACAGACCAUCAGAACAAUAAGAGCAAUUUAGCAGAGGCUGACUGGGUGGAAUGGCAGAGAGAAAGAUGGCAAAUCUGGGAGCUGCUUUCUGCAGACAAUGCAGAUUCACUACCAGAAACUCUAGUAUGAUAUUUUGAACUGCUCUCACAGUAGACUUUGUUUAGGUGUCAUUUUAAUUUUUUUAAAGAACCAAAUCAAAUUGUCCUAUCAUUUACACAAAACAUAUUUUUAUAUUUGUGCGAUAUUUUAACUUUCUUUUACUUUUCAGGGUGUAAAACAACACAGUCUUUAACAUUCUUGUACAAAGUCAGUGUGUCUGUCAGCACCUAAAGCCUAGCAUAGGACAAUACAUUUGAAUGUUGCUGUAUGCAUAAAAUAUACAUGAAAUAUACAUAUAUAUAUUUUAUAUAUAUAUAUAUAUAUAUCUAUCCUGUGUUGUAAUUUCCAUUUGAUUUUAUAUUUAUACAUAUGUUUGUUUUGGAAGCGAUUAUGUUCAGAACUGCAUUCAAAGAAAAAGAUCUAUUUUGGAUUGCUCAUACAUUAUUGCACUUAUCUUGUUGCUCUAAUGACUAAUUGUAGCCUCAGCAGCUCUGUGUACACCAACUGGUGUUUCUGUUAUUGUCUUAUGUGUACAUUACAAGAUCUUCUUGCCACUGGCUAAAUGAAAUAACCACUGCAGUAUCAAGGUUUUAACUACUGUCAAUGUUCUUUGUGGGCUAUCAUUAACUCUUCUUCAGCUACAUGUACUGCUCUAAAGUACCAACCCACACUCCCUUGAAUAAGUAACCUGCAUACUCUACUGCUAGUUACCAAUUGCAGUGAUGUUAUUCACAGGGUUUUUAAAAAAUAAUUCCCCUCCUUACCCUUUCUUAGAAUGUGAAAAAUAGGAUAGAGAUGGAAAGAGAAUACAGCAUCACAAUUUGCUACAUAGCAGUGACAGUGCAGCUAUCACCACAUUAAGUAAUUGCUUGAUUGAUCACCGGCCAGGUGGAAGUCAAAUAUUCUUGACUAGCAGGGACUGCUGUGUAAGCAGUAUAAAGAAUGGGAAAAUGACAGGUUACAUGUUUUGAAUGUAUUCAAAUGAGGGAUAUGCAUAAAGUGUAAGAUACGUUUUAAUUUUCAACAAUUGUGCCAAAGUUAUAAGUGACAAAUUCAUACAAUUCCAUUUAUUUUGUUUUCAGAGGAAAAUAACAUUUUAUAAAUUGAUGUUUUAAUUUGUUUGAACUCUGGGCUAGCAGUUGGCCACAACUGUGUUCACAUUUAAAAUUUUCUGCCAGUCAAGGCAAGUAUAUUACAUAGAAACAGUUGUGAUCUAACACAGUACGUUGUCUUAAGCUGGUAAAUAACAUAACCUUAAAUCUCAC